Molecule: messenger RNA, 618 nt
Organism: Symbiodinium sp. CCMP2456
Lineage: Eukaryota; Dinophyceae; Suessiales; Symbiodiniaceae
Source: the annotation of a GenBank genome assembly
AUGCCCUCACCAAUGCCUUCGACAAGGUGGCAGCGGGCAUUGAGCCAACUCUCGGCCAGCAGCAACAUCGUAGCCUUUGGUGCUGUGGUGAGCGCCUGCGCCGAGGCGCGAGAAUGGCAACAAGCGCUGUCUCUUCUGCACGAGCUUCGGAGACGCACCGUGCGCAGCAACACCAUCCUCUGGAAUUCGUCUCUGACUGCUUGUGAGAAGGGCGAGCAAUGGCAGCUUGCGCUGCAUUUGCUUGGCUCAAUGGAUAGCUCUGCUCUGCAAAGGACACGGGUCAGUUUCAAUGCUGCCAUCUCCGCCUUCGAGAAGGGCAACACCUGGCUGCAGGCCGUCCGCUUCGUAGGUCUCCUACAGGAGACUUCUGUCCAGGCGGAUUCCAUUUCCUACAUCGCCGCGAUCAGUGCAGCUGAGAAGGGAGGGCAAUGGAACCCUGCCUUGCAUCUCCUGGACGAAGUGGACAAGAACUCUCUCGAGGUGGGCAUCGUCACCUACAACACGGCUUUGGCGGCAUGCAAGAAGUCCAACAGCCUGCAAAGGGCUCUACAGGUGUUGGACGACCUCGGCAACCGGCGGCUCCAACCAGACAUCAUCACAAUAAGCACGCUCAUCGGU